Molecule: messenger RNA, 2271 nt
Organism: Rosa chinensis
Lineage: Eukaryota; Viridiplantae; Streptophyta; Magnoliopsida; Rosales; Rosaceae
Exons: 1
Coding region: 1-2271 (756 amino acids)
Molecular function (GO): nucleic acid binding; zinc ion binding
Source: RefSeq, a predicted model, not a curated record
AUGGAACAUUCACGUGAUAGAGCUGCUGGUGGAUCUGUCAAUAGUCCUCCAUGGUUCGAUGGUGGAUGUGAAAAAUAUACUCAGUGGAAGAUAUACAUGAAAUCAUAUCUCUACGCUCAAGAUGAACAUGUGUGGAAUAUUGUGGAAAAUGGAUGGACUGUACCUGUGAUAAAAGCAAAAGGAGAGAGCUCUUCCAUUGUCACUCCCAAACCAAGGAAGGACUGGACUGAAGAAGAAGUUCGUGAUCUGCAAGCAGACUUCAAAGCCAAGAACAGCAUCUUCACAGCUCUAUCUGAGCGAGAAAAACUAAGAAUCAGUCAUUGUGAUACUGCCAAGCAUGCAUGGGAUCUUCUACAGACUACAUACGAGGGAAAUAAAAAGGUACGUGCUCAGAAAUUACAAGCCUUGAUCUUUGAAUUCGAGACAAUGACCAUGGGAGAUGAUGAAACAGUAGAUGACUUUCAUGGUAGAAUUCUUAAAAUCUCUGGUCAAUGUCGUAGUCUGGGGGCACCCUUUGAUGAAGACAAGAUUGUCAAAAAGAUACUCAGAGCUUUACCAGAAAAAUUUCAUUCAAAAGUCACAAGUAUAGAGGACUCAUUUGAUAUUGAUGAAUAUCCACUCGAUGAACUCAUCGGAAAUCUUAAAACUUAUGAAAUGAGAUUGAAGCCUGAGAAGAAAAAUAAAGGUGUGGCCUUCAAGGCAGUCAAAGGAGAAGAAGAGGAGACACUGGAUCUUGCGCUAUUGACAAAGGAAUUUAAAAAAUUCCUCAAAAACAAGAACUCAUCCAGAAAUCCCAACACAUCUAAGAAAAACUCCUACAAUGGCAGUAGCAGCAGUGAUUACAAUAGCAAGAAUGGGAAAGCAAACUUCAAGGGAACUCAUUCAGGUAAAACUAAGUGUUAUGAGUGCGGUGGCUACGGUCAUAUUUCCACUGACUGUGGAAAUAGGAAGCAUGGAAAUAGCAACAAUAAAUCACUUCUCUCAACCUGGAGUGAUGAUGAGUCUCAGGAAGUGGAAAAUGUUGCGUUUGUAUCAUCACUUCUACCUGACUCCGACAGUGAUGAAGCCUUCUCUGAUGAUGAAACAAAUAUCCGCUGCAGACAACUCUACAAAGCUUCAAAGGCAACUCUCCUCAGAAACUUGAGUUUGGAAAAGGAAGUUGAAUUCCUGAGAACCGAAAAAGAAAAAUUAGAGAAACUUUUGGAAACAUCACAAUCUGCAUGGGAACUGGAAAGAAGCAAACAUGUAGGUGAACUAGCAGAUUUGCAAGAUGACCAGAAGUCUUCAACUUGGAAGACUGAAAAGACUGAGUAUCUCAACAGAAUCAAAAUGCUAGAACUAGAAGUUAAAGGACAACAAGUAUUGAACUUGGAAUUAUUGACUAAAGUUGAGUCCUUGCAAGAUGAGUUACGAUCAACUCAAGAAAAGUUCACCAAGUUCGAUGUUAGCUCCAUUUCCAUGUCCAAGUUGCUUGGAUCAGGAAAAGCUCCUCAUGACACUUCUGGAUUAGGGUACAAUGGAGAAAGUUCCAAGAGCACGAAGUUCGUAAGAGCAUCGAGAUCAUCUGUAGAAAAGAAAGAAGCUUCCAUGGAUAAUCAAGCCACAGUUAUGAAGAAACGGAGGGAAGAUCAACCACCACCAAAUUGUCAGGUAAUACUUGACCAAGAAUCCACCACUAGUCGAAACAGGUACGCAAACUCUAGAACUUUUAUUCCUACUUGUCAUCACUGUGGUAAGAUAGGACAUAUCAGACCUAGAUGUAAUGAAAGAUUUUCAAACUCACUAUUUUCUCAAGAAAAGUGUACUGUUGAAUCUCUAAAGUGUGAACUUGAAGAACAAAAGGAACUCAUUAACAAACUAACUGAACUGUUCUAUAAGAAAGAUCCUCAAACUGAAAGAAGAAAAGAUGUCUGGACUAAGAAAAAUGGAUUUGAUACUACAUGUCUCUUUGCAUGUGCUAAUUCAGCUCACAUUGAGGCAACUUGUUUGGUAGCCUUGACUGCUCUAGCUGAAAAGCGACGAGACUUUUGGUAUGUUGACAGUGGCUGCUCUAGACACAUGACUGGAGACAAAACCUGGUUCACUUCCUUUGAAGAUGAACACACAACUGGAUCCGUCACUUUUGGAGAUGGGCGGAAAGCAAAUAUACUAGCUCGAGGUACGGUUAACACUCCAGGUAUACCCAAUCUCAAAAAUGUAUUAUUCGUCGAAGGGUUAACUGCAAAUCUUAUCAGUGUCAGCCAUUUGGCUGAUGACUAUGAAGAUGUUUAG